AUGGCAGACGAAGGAAAGCGCAGGAGAGUGAGACCGUCGAAUUGGUGGGAGGUGCAGGAAAAUGAAAAUGGGAAUGGGAAUGGGGAGGUGGAUGUUAGCAGUCAAAGUACGGCGAACGCGCAAAGUCCAAGUCCAAACAUAAAUACACUGGGUGGAGGAAUUGCAAAGAAAAAGGCAAGACCUUGGGUUCCGGCAGGAAUGAGUGUACCUAGUGAGAAGAAGAGAGGACGAUCUUCUUUGGGACCGGGUUCUGGAAUCGCGAAACAAAACGGGGAGAACGAUGAGGGACAGGGCAAUAUUGAGGUCGAGGCUGAAGAUGAGAAUUCAAGAACGAGAAGAGGAAGAAAAAAUACGAAUAACACAGGAGGAAUAUUGAGUGGGCAUGGCAAUACGGAUGUUGUUGAAACGGUAACUGCGGUCAGUUCCCUGGCGCCGCAGAAGAAGAAGGGUAGACCUGCUGUGGGAGUCGUUGAUCGUGCAGCGAGGAAUGGACCAUCAAAAAACGCGGCGACGGGAAGCCGAACUAAGGGCGAAUCAAAGGCGUCGCAUACGGGUGUAGAGGAAAGAAAGCGCGGAAGAUCUGCGACUGGAAAUUUGGGUACUACAAACAAUCGAGAGAAGAAGAGCAAUGGGGAUCAUAUUGAACCCGAAAAGAGCAAGUCGUCGCGAUCACAAAAGCGCGAUCCGGCAGAGCCCGAAUCAUCAGCACCAGCUCGUAAAAUAAAAAAGUCUUCCAAGAAUGUCGAAGAAGAAUCCGAGAAGCAAUCGAAGCCAUCGGAGUCGAAGAAGCAUGUUAAAAUAUCGGAUGUACCACAAACCAAUGAACCGGAGGCUGGAAAGCCAAAAACCAAGAAAGCUGGACCUCCAGAUAAUUCCGAGUUCACAAGGAAGCGGAAGGAUUCGAAUACUGAUGAACAGCAACCACAACAACAAACUAAACGUCGUCGUGUGGAAGAUUCACAAGAUAAUCGGGCCGAGCGAGAACAGCCAGAGCCGCCUUCGUAUCAACAUCUAGCAGCUGUUACUCGGCGUGUGACACACGAAACUAUCGAGACAAAAUGGGAACCUCUACCACCGGGAUGCUUGGACAAGAUUUCUGAUUUACUGAUCGAUGCACAAAGACCUGUUGUCUUACAGAUUCGCGAUGAACGUAAGAAGACUCAAGCCAGUACAGCGAUACGAAUGAUAAGCCGUCGACUUUUGAAUAGAGUUCGAAAGGGUAUGCCAUUUCCUAAAGGGACAAGAGCCAGUCCAGAAGACGAUUUUGAUUUUGAGAAGAUACUGGAUUACAAUCGAGUGUUAGAGAAUAAACUCACACCAAUUUUGCAUUCAAAUGACCUUUUGGAGGCUGAAUUGAGAAAAGAGGAGAUAUUACUUGAGAGUGAGGAGAGAUAUCUUGCGGAACUGGAGGCAAAUGCAAAGGAUGAAGCGACAAGUAGAAGACAAGCCGCUCGAAAAGCUCAUCCACUGCUUCAAUUCGAGGUUGAUGGCACUCAAAAGGUACUCAACGAUGAUAUCGGUAUAGAUGAGAACGAAGCUCCUUCUCCGAUAACUCUCGACGCCUCGAAAUAUCAAGAUCUUGAAGGCAUUGUUAAAAGCACAGAUGGUCACGUGGACAGUAUCAAGGGCAAUUUACAACAGAUUGAAGGUAUCACCGAUGCUAUGGCUAAGAGUAAAGCUUCUGUACAAGCGGCUCUGUUCAGUCAUCUCGAUCUCGAUCAGUACAAUGACGUUGUUCUGGGUUAA
Messenger RNA from Botrytis fragariae, 1746 nucleotides. RefSeq names its product putative kinetochore protein fta7 protein. The record is from RefSeq and is a predicted model, not a curated record. The transcript is spliced from 2 exons. The coding region runs from base 1 to 1746 and encodes 581 amino acids. NCBI's taxonomy places the organism in Eukaryota, Fungi, Ascomycota, Leotiomycetes, Helotiales, Sclerotiniaceae.